Molecule: messenger RNA, 1275 nt
Organism: Aphanomyces astaci
Lineage: Eukaryota; Oomycota; Saprolegniomycetes; Saprolegniales; Verrucalvaceae
Exons: 4
Coding region: 1-1275 (424 amino acids)
Source: RefSeq, a predicted model, not a curated record
AUGGCGAAGCACAUCGUCUCGCUGUCGCAGAUGCUGGAGAAUGACAACAGGCGGCGGGAACACACGCUCUCUGUGAACGGGUCGAGGACAAUUCCGUAUGCGGCGGCGAACGCACAACCACCUCAUGGAAUGCAGCCCGGACCGAUGCUAAAGAAACAUCGCCCAACAAGUAAGAAAUACAUUGCUGCACUUCCCCUUCCAUCCCUCUUGCAAAGUCGGUAUUCCCGAAUGCUUAUGGAAACCUCCGAGUCCCGACGUGUCGCUCCAGUCCCAAGGGACGACAUACACGAGCGUUCGUCCACCACGAGGGAGCAAUGCGAUCCAUUACACGCGGAACGCCUACAACAGCUCAUGGAUACCGUGCAAUCCCUUCUUCAGGACAAGCAGAAAGAGACAGAAGCAAAAUCUGUCAAAGCAACGUUAAAAAAGCGAAAGCUUGACGAACUGGAGCAAGACAAGCGUCAACGCCGGGAUGCUAAAGAACAGCAGCGACAACACGAACACGCUGAAAAGCUACGGCGGCGUCAAACCAAGCAAGACAUUCAACGGGAAAAGGACGUUCAGCGCCAAGCUUGCAAGGCCGAAAAGGCGCAUGCCAAGCAAACCGCGGAAGACGCCAAGGCCAACCGCAAGCUAGAAAAGCAAACUCUCAAAACUGCCGCCUUGGAAAUUGAACAAGCAGAGCACUUGGCGCGGCAAAAGGCAAAGGAACUAAAGCGACUGGCCAAAGAUAAAGCUGCGGCAAAGCGCGUGUCAGAGCUCCGAGCACUCAGUACCCGCGUCUGGAAGCUGGAGCAUCAGCGUGCCGUCGAUGCCAAAGAGUCCAAGGCCUUGGGCGACAAAAUUCACCUGUUGGCGAAAACCACCAAGGACUUGCUGGCAGAGAACAAAAAGCUGGUCAAAGCCGUGCAAGAGCACAAAAAGGUGGUGACGAGUACGUCCAGCCAACUCAAUUCGACCGUCAAACAAGCGAAGGAUACCAUAUCUACGACCUCGGACAACUUGCACGUGACGAUGCAACAGUGGCGGGAUCGGGGGGCGGGAAGACUACCCAAGAGCACUACGACGACACCACCCCCAGUGAACCGGAUUCUUCUCGACGACGAAGACAACGACGAAGUGUUUGCAAUUGUCGACCCGACAGCCGCCGCCGCCGUUGUUUCGUCCGAUGAAAAUAACCCCGACUCGUUUGGUUCGACGUUUGCCCAAGACAUGAUUCAACACGCAAGAGAAAAGCGGCAACGCAAGCAACAACACAACCGGCGACGGGGAUAA